AUGGCAGAUCGGAACAAUAUCACAGCUAACAGCAACAAUUCCGCUGCGGCGGCGGCGGUGGUAGCGGUUCCCAAGCCGAUAUGGAUGAAACAAGCGGAGGAGGCCAAGCUGAAGAGCGAAGCAGAGAAGGCCGCUGCUGCCAAAGCCGCAUUCGAAGCCACCUUUAACAGUUCCCAACUUCAACAACCUCAACCCCCAUCGGCCGCGUCACCCGCCUCUUCGGAUUCUGACGACGAUGAUGACAGAGCGUCUGAGAUGAAAAGCUCCGUGGGGCCCGUGGACCCUUCCAGGUGCACAGCUCAAGGGGCAGGGAUUGCUGGAGGUACGGCUUGUGUGGCGGCCACGUUUACAGUAGUCACGAAGGAUGCCGAGGGGAGGAAGGUUGUUCAGGGUGGGGCUCAAGUAAAGGUCCGCGUCUCUCCAGAUGUUGGAGUUGGAGGUGAUGAGCAGAACGGGAUAGUGAAGGAUAUGGGGGAUGGAAGCUACAGUGUGACUUAUGUGGUUCCUAAGAGGGGAAGCUAUAUGGUACAUGUGGAGUGCAACGGGAAGCCUGUUAUGGGAAGUCCUUUCCCCGUCUUCUUUAGCGCAGGAACUCCCACUGGUGGUCUUCUUGGAAUGGCUCCAGCUGCUUCCUUUCACACUUUAGUGAACCAAACCAUACCCAACAUGCCAAAUUAUUCUGGUUCUGUAUCUGGUGCUUUCCCAGGGUUGCUUGGUGUUGUUCCAGGUGUUUCUUCAGGGGCCUUGGGUGGAGUGGUUUUGCCUGGACUAGGUUCCUCUUUAGGAGAAAUAUGCCGAGAGUACCUUAAUGGACGAUGUGCUGCUACUGACUGCAAGUUUAAUCACCCACCUCAGCAUCUACUGAUGACUGCUUUAGCUGCCACCACUACAAUGGGAACAUUGAGUCAAGUGCCAAUGGCACCGUCUGCUGCUGCAAUGGCUGCUGCUCAGGCAAUUGUUGCUGCUCAAGCCCUUCAAGCCCAUGCUGCAGCCCAAGCUCAGUCCUCGAAGGAUUCUGGUUCUGCUGACAACGAACGGAAGGCAGAUUCACUUAAAAGAACUGUUCAAGUUAGUAACCUCAGCCCACUUCUGACUGUCGAUCAGUUGAAACAGCUUUUUAGCUUUUGUGGAACUGUUGUGGAGUGUACAAUUACGGAUUUAAAACAUGUAGCCUAUGUUGAAUACUCAAAGCCAGAAGAAGCCACUUCUGCGUUGGCACUGAACAAUAUGGAUGUUGGGGGUCGUCCAUUGAAUGUCGAAAUGGCAAAAUCACUACCUCCAAAACCCAUUUUGAAUUCACCAUUGGCUUCAUCGUCUUUGCCUAUGGUGAUGCAGCAAGCUGUUGCCGUGCAACAAAUGCAUUUUCAGCAGGCUCUAUUAAUGCAGCAAACGCUGACUGCCCAGCAGGCAGCUAACCGUGCAGCUACAGUUAAGACUGCAACAGAAUUAGCUGCAGCUAGAGCUGCGGAGAUAAGUAAGAAGUUGCAAGCUGAUGGACUGGUUGUGGAGGAGAAGGAAUCUGGCAAGAUGUCUAGGUCACCAUCUCCAACUCAUGCCAAGUCAAGAUCUAGGUCAAGAUCCAAGUCGAUGUCUCCUAUCAAUUAUAGAUCAAGACGAAGGUCAGUGUCAUACUCACCUCCUACUCGUCGCAGUCGAGACUAUAGAUCCAGAUCACCUAGAAGAUCUCGCUAUUACUCGAAUUAUGAGGUGGAUCGUAGAUACUACAGAAACAGUAGGGAUGCUAGUGACAAGCAUAGAAGACGAGUGCACGAUGAUGGUUCACCUGUUCACAGGAGAAAGAGGAGCAGGAGUGUGAGCCCUCAACCUAAGAAGGUGUACCGUGAAGAUUUAGGCUCACCUAGACGCCACCGAGAAAGUCAUGUUGAUAGAACAAAGAAAUCGACACACAGUGAUUCAAGGUCUCGCUCUCAUAGGAGAAGAUCUUCAUCUUCAGGGGAUGAAGCAUGUAAAUCAAAACAUAGGAGGCACUCCUUAUCUAGAUCUGAUGAAGUUAAGCAUCACUCUUGUGAUAAGAAAGACAGGACAAAUGAAGAAAAACCAAAGAACCGGAACAGGAGACGCUCCAGAUCAGGUUCUAUAGAGGGUCAAGAUCAUGGGCGGAAAUUUACCCCAAGAGUUCUGGAGGAGAGCAAAUCGAGACACCGAAGACGAUCAAGGUCCAGAUCUUUAGAAGAUAAGCAUCAGUCAAGUGAGAAAUAUGAAGGGAGCAAAGAGGAUAAAUCAAGAAACCGCGAUAAAAGACGUUCUAGGUCGAAAUCAACUGAAAGGAAGAAUAGGAAAGGCAGUAAGGCUGCUGUAGGGCGUUCAGAUGGUGAACACAAGUCGAAACAUAGGAAGCAGUCUCGAUCACCACAUAGGGAAUGCUCCGAGUCUUAUGAGAAUAAUGAUAAUUUAGAUGAUAUUGUUCCUGUUGAAAGCAAAGGUAUACCAGUGAAGGAUAAGAAUGAUACAUCUGUGACAUUAAAUGAUGUCUAUGUGGACAGGUCGAAUGAAUUGAUGGAUAUGAAUGCUGGAGAGGCUGCAAUUGUUGAGAAUUCUUCGAAAUAA
This is a messenger RNA of Striga hermonthica, 2568 nucleotides long. The record is from the annotation of a GenBank genome assembly. NCBI's taxonomy places the organism in Eukaryota, Viridiplantae, Streptophyta, Magnoliopsida, Lamiales, Orobanchaceae.